Messenger RNA from Microcebus murinus (gray mouse lemur), 2019 nucleotides. The record is from RefSeq and is a predicted model, not a curated record. Lineage: Eukaryota; Metazoa; Chordata; Mammalia; Primates; Cheirogaleidae.
GUGGGGAAAGGGACAUCUGGGGGGGGGUUGUCACGGGGACCUGAGCUGUCCCUGAAGGAGUGUCUGGGCCUUGGUCUGGGGUCCCUGAGACUGGCUGGUAGAGAUUGAAGGAGAUGGGGCCAGCGUGUCCCUGGGGAACCAGGGAGGGCUUCCUGGAGGGGGCGGCACUCAUCCUGGCCCCACCCUGGGGAGGAGAGAAUGCUGGUUUUGCAGUCAGGACACUGGGGACCUUUCCUGUCCCUGCUGUGGUCUGGGCAGGAGCCGUGGGCAGGCUCAGUGCUGGGCUGCAGUGUCCACAUGGGGACCAGCGGAGGCGACAGCCCUUCCCUGUGGGUGUGCCCGAGGAACAGAGGAACAGGCGGGGCAUGCCCGUGGAGCCUGUCCUCCUCCUGGUCCUACCUUCCCGCCCCAACAGCAGGUGUGUGGCUAUCCCCGCUGCAGCGGUCUGAGGCUCAGACGGACCCUCCUCCGCUGCUGGGCUGGUGCCAUGGCCCUGGGCCCCUGGGCCCUCUUGCUGCUCCUAGCCGUGCUGGGUGUCUCCCAUGGAGUUCUGCAGCCAGGGUGUGGCCGGCCUCAGGUCUUGCACUCGGGGAGCAGAAUCGUGGGGGGACACGCUGCCCGCGCUGGCGCAUGGCCCUGGCAGGCCAGCCUCCGUCUGCGGAGAGUGCACGUGUGCGGGGGGGCCCUGCUCAGCCCCCAGUGGGUGCUCACGGCUGCUCACUGCUUCUCCGGCCCCCACCCCCUCCCGAUUUUCCCGCCAGGUCCCUGAACUCAUCCGACUACCAGGUGCACCUGGGAGAGCUCAGGGUCACGCUGUCCCCCCGCUUCUCCACCGUGGGGCGGAUCAUCCUGUACUCCAGCCCCCCAGGGCCGCCGGGCUCCAGCGGGGACAUCGCGCUGGUGCAGCUGGGCGCCCCCGUGACCCUCUCCGGUCAGGUGCUGCCCGUGUGCCUGCCAGAGGCCUCGGCCGACUUCCGCCCGGGCACACGGUGCUGGGUGACCGGCUGGGGCUACACGCGGGAGGGAGAGCCCCUGCGGCCCCCCUACAGCCUGCAGGAGGCGGAAGUCUCCGUGGUGGAUACAGACACCUGCCGCCGGGACUACGCCAGCCCAGGGGGCGGCUCGGUCCAGCCCGACAUGCUGUGCGCCCAAGGCCCUGGGGACGCCUGCCAGGACGACUCCGGAGGGCCCCUGGUCUGCCAGAUGGACGGAUACUGGCUGCAGGCCGGCGUCGUGAGCUGGGGCGAGGGCUGCGGCCGCCCCGCCCGGCCCGGAGUCUACACCCGCGUCUCUGCCUACGUGGACUGGAUCCGCCGUCACAUCCCGGCCGCAGAGGGCUCGGGGUCUGCCGGCCCCAGGCUCCCCGCCCUGCCCAUCCUGGCGGGCUGCUUCCUCCCCGGACUCCUCCUCCUGCUGCUCUCCUGCACCCUGGUGGCCAAGCGCUCGCUGCGCCCAGCCUGGGUCGCCCCCCACAUGAUCCCUGGCCCUUGACCCCCACGGCAGCGACCCACAGAGUUUCUUAAAUAAGUUACUGUUUAUUCCGUGUGGCUCCCUCCCUCCCCUUGCCUCGAGUUUUCCACCUGGGGCUGUUGCCGCCACGUCCAACCUGAAUCACCCCGCAGUCAAACGCGGGCGCCCAGGGGAACCCUGAGGCUAGGCCCGGGACGGGCGUCUUAUUGCACAGGCUGCGGUCCUGAGUGACGCGGCCGCUGCCCAAUCACGGAUGUUUCCGCAACGUCCAGGGGGCGGGAGGGGAACGGUGGGGGAGGGAGAGUGAGGGGCGUGGCAGACGGACAAGCUCUCGGACGGUGAGUGAAGGUGCGGUGGCCUUGGGGGCCACGCCUGCUACCAGCCCGGCGCCAGGGCCCGGCGCGUGUUCCCUAUAGAAUCGUGGGCCGUGAGGAUAAGGACGGCGCGGUGCCUUCCUCCUCCUGGUGGGUUUCCGGUCCUCACCUCGGCGCCGCCUUUCACCCAGGACUCCUGACCCGCGGCCCCGCACAGCCUCGGGCCCAAACCCAA